Messenger RNA from Andrographis paniculata, 2543 nucleotides. RefSeq lists its product as uncharacterized. The coding region runs from base 71 to 1549 and encodes 492 amino acids. Lineage: Eukaryota; Viridiplantae; Streptophyta; Magnoliopsida; Lamiales; Acanthaceae. Gene Ontology annotation, cellular component: RNA polymerase II, holoenzyme. The transcript has 8 exons. Gene Ontology annotation, biological process: mRNA 3'-end processing. Gene Ontology annotation, molecular function: RNA polymerase II complex binding. The record is from RefSeq and is a predicted model, not a curated record.
AUCCCAGGACUCUAUAGCCAGGGCAAGGGUUUUGGAAAUACGUGUACUGAGCAGGGGCACGAAGUGUGGGAUGAAUAGCGUGUUCAGCGAUCAGAUACUUGCGGAGAAGCUUUCCAAGCUCAACAGCACCCAACAGUGCAUUGAAACAUUGUCGCACUGGUGCAUUUUCCACCGCAGUAAAGCUGAGCUGGUGGUUGCAACAUGGGCUAAGCAGUUCCACAGUUCGGAGAUGGCCCAGAAGGUGCCUCUUCUCUACCUUGCUAACGACAUUCUGCAGAACAGCAAGCGCAAAGGAAAUGAAUUUGUCACCGAGUUCUGGAAGGUUCUUCCAUCUGCGCUCAAAGAGGUAGUUGACGAAGGUGAUGAGCGUGGGAAGAAUGUUGUGUCCCGAUUAGUUGCUAUAUGGGAAGAAAGAAAAGUUUUUGGUUCCCAAAAUCGAAAACUUCAAGACACAAUGCUUGGAGAAGAAUUACCUCCACCUUUGGAGCUCAGGAAGAAGCGGUCUCGCUCGGUCAAAAUUGUUAAAAAGGAUUCACGGUCAAUAAGGACGAAAUUGAGUGUUGGUGGCCGAGCAGAAAAGAUAGUGUCUGCUUUUCAUUUGGUGCUCAGUGAACAUGUCACUGAAGACCAGGAAAUGGAUAAAUGCAAGUCUGCAAUUCAUCGUGUCAAGAAAAUGGAAAAAGGCGUAGAUGUAGCAUUGACGAAAGCAAAAGAUCCAUCACGGAAGACCUUCUCCAAAGAAUUGGAGGACGAUGAAAGUGUAUUGAAACAAUGCAUUGAAAAACUAAAAUCCCUUGAAGCAAGUAGAGCCACACUCAUCUCUGAGUUACGGGAUGCGCUCAAUGAGCAGGAGUCGGAAUUGGAGAAUCUUCGGACUCAUAUUCAGGUGGCAGAGGCACAGGUAGAAGAAGCCGCGAGCAUGAGGAGCCGAUUAGAGGAUGAAGACCAUGUAUUUGAGCCAAAGCCCUCCACACCUUCAACUGGUGCCGACACAAAAUCCGAGGAAACAGCAAAAAAAUCCGCUGCUGCCAUUGCAGCUGAAGUCGCGGACAAGCUCACUGCCUCAAGCUCGUCCCAGUACAUCAUGACGUCAGUGCUCUCUUCAUUUGCAGCUGAGGAAGCCAAAAAUGCCGGGCUAACGGCGUCUUCUACACCAUCAUCUUCUAUACUGACAUCUGAGAACCUCCCAAGCACUUACAUGAUGCAGGUCAAUCCUUCUCAGAGCGGCCAUUAUCAGUCAGUUUCAGUGGCGGUGCCCCAGACCACGAUUGCAAACUCACAAGCGCACUAUCUUUCGGUCCCAAACCCUAACACGCUGCAGUAUAUGCAACAGCAGCAGCAGCCGUCCGGGGGAAUGAUGAGCUCGUAUGAUUACGGUAGCCUCCCACCUCCGCUGCCGCCUGGACCACCACCUCCGCCAUACAUGAUGGGGCCUAUGGUGCCGAUGAUGCAGCAGCAGCAACAGCAACAGCAGGCAUUGGGAUCUGGUGGUAGUUUCCGGCCGCUGCAGGCGCCCGGUAUGGUCUAUUACACCCAUCCUUAUCAGUGAGUGAAUGAUAUGAAGUUGGAGUUUGAAAGUUUUGGGAAUGAGUGAGUAGGAGAUGAUUUAGAGGGAGGGAGGGAGGGAGAUUGAUUGAUUAAUUUUGGUGUGGGGGUUGUGUUUCUUGAUCUUGUGUUGUGGGAUUAGUUGUGUGUUUUUGUUGUAAAGCUUUUUAUUUAUUACUAUUAGUAUUGUUAUUAUUAUGUGAUGUGCGAGCGAAUGCCAUAGUGAGAUUGUGCAACUGUAACUGUAACUGUAUUCUUCUUCUUUCUGGAGAGGAGAGGAGAGGAGAGGAGAGGAGAGGAGAGGAGAGGAGAGGAGAGGAGACGAGACGAGACGAGACGAGACUAGACGAGACGAGACUAGACUAGACUAGACUAGAGAGGGUAAGAAGCUAAAAGGUUGAGUGCUUUUCUUCCAUUUAAAGUUAAUUCUCGUUAGUUUGAGAUUUCUUACUAGCCACACCCAUAAUUGAUUGUUGUUGAUAUAUGGACUGCACUGCACAUCGGACAUCGGACAUGCCAUGUGAUGCGAUGUGAUGUGGCAUUUGACUCUCACUCUCACUCUCAACUCAUUCAUUCAUUAUCUGCACUGCACUGCACUGCACUUACAAAGUGCGUCUGUGAUACUCAUAAUAAUAAUAAUAAUUAUUAUUAUUAUUAUUAUGAUUAGAGCCCACCAAUCUCCCCUUUUCUUUUUCUAUAUUAUUAAUUAUUUUUAUGUGAUGAAACCAAAAGAAUGUAUUAGAAUGGAGACUAGUACUCCUACUAUUAUUGAGUUGAGAAACAAAAACGCGCUUGUUUUUGAUAAAUCAAAUUGUACUCCACAACAAUUACUAUUAAUGAAUGAAUCCAAUUUUAGUGUUAUUGCUAAUUAAUUAAACACCCAUAAUCAAUUAUCCAUUAAUAUAUAUAUAUAUAUAUAUAUCCAUUGGCAAAGAAGGGAACAACAUCAACAACAAACAAACAAUAGAAACAAGUACAAGCAGAGAAACUAAACUACA